UCCCUCAUCAACUCAACUCAGAUCCUAUAUUCCUAUCUUCAAAAAAAAUUAUGAUAAAAUCACUUCUCAGCCACGUAUAUACAGAUGCAAAAUCCAAGUUUAGCUCCUUAAUUCUUCUUGUAACAAUAUAUUAAUACAUGAUUGGGUUGUUUUGCAUUUUGAGUAUAACAAAAAGUGAUAGAAUCAAAUUUAGAAGAGUCUUCCAAAGCUUCUUUUAUCUGAUAUGAGCAUCACAGUUAUGGAAGCAGAAGAACAAGAGGGUCAUCCUCACAUGGCCAUGUUUAUGGUAUUAGGACACCUUCCAUUGUAUGAGAUUUUAACCAUGUCUAAUGUUUGCAAAUCACUAUUAGAUGAAAUCAAUAGUGAUGUAUUGCUAUGGCAUCGUCUUAUUGUUGAAUCCCCUCUCAAUUCAAGACUCACUGAUGAGACUCUAUUGAAAAUCACAUCCAAGGCUAAUGGUAGGCUUAAAACACUUGCUCUUAUGAAUUGCAUCCACAUCACUGAUCAAGGACUCCUAAGAGUUGUAGAACAAAAUCCUUACAUUAAAGAGCUUCAUAUACCAGCAUGCACUAGCAUAACUCCUGAAGGAAUCCUAAAAGUUGUGGAAGCAUUGUGCGAAAGAAGCAAUUGCUUAACCAACUUGAGUAUAAACGGCAUCUACAACAUACAAAAAGAGCAUUAUCACAUGCUUGCCUUGAACCUCAGAAAAAACCUCACAUUAGAAUAUGAGCAAACGCCGCCGCCUUUUUAUCAUCACAUACAAUUCGAGCAUAAUGUCCUUGCAUCGAAUCUCAGAUUAGACUACGAGGAGAAAAUGCAGCAGCCUGUCUACUAUCACAAACGCGGUAGCGUUUCAUCAUUCAAACAAGGAGAAAACAGGCGGAUUAUUGAUUUGGAGAUAUGUCCCAAGUGCGUUGAGGUGAGGAUGGUAUAUGAUUGCCCAAAAGUGGACUGCUGCAAGAGGAAGGAAUGUAGAGGAUGCAUAUUUUGUAUUCCGAGGUGCGAAAACUGUGGUGGAUGUGUUGGAUCGGACGAACCUGAAGAGGGUGCCUGUGGAGAUAUCUUGUGCCUUGAGUGUUGGUUGCAGGUUCCUAAGUGCAAUUUCUGUAACAAGCCAUAUUGUAUGCAGCACACAGAUUGGUGGUGUACUUCUACAGAUUCUUCAUUGCUCUGCAGAGUUUGUGAUGAAAAUUCUCAUGGAUAUACAUACACUGAUGUUCUAUAAAGAAAACUCACUCAUGAUGGUUAAGCUUGCAUUAUUAUAUGCCUAGUCAUUGUGAGCUACCAUAAUUUGUAUGAAGUUUUUAGUUACAGAAAUUAUUGUUGAUUAUGGUAUUUGCAUUCA
Messenger RNA from Trifolium pratense (red clover), 1345 nucleotides. RefSeq names its product F-box protein SKIP28. Gene Ontology annotation, cellular component: cytoplasm. Gene Ontology annotation, molecular function: protein binding. The transcript has 2 exons. The record is from RefSeq and is a predicted model, not a curated record. Bases 224 to 1225 code for a protein of 333 amino acids. Lineage: Eukaryota; Viridiplantae; Streptophyta; Magnoliopsida; Fabales; Fabaceae.